AUGGAUCCCUACCAACUCGUGGGGCGCAUCGCCAGGACCGUGGACCCCGCACCGCUCCGGCGCCUCUCCAGUGAGUGGCCACUGGCGGGGCAGUCGCAGAAGACCCCUCCUAGACACGAGGCGGCCGAACACGCUGGAAACGGUCUUCGCGCCGCCGUCAUGCGCUCGCAGGGGACCUACGAAGACCUCCUCUCCCAGGCGGACGCCCAUCGCGACGCGCUCAGCGGCACCGCUGUGCGGCGGCUUCGGAGCCGGGCCAUGGACCCGGCGCAGAAGGUUGAUAUGGAGAUGGCAAAGCUGCACGACCAGGCCCAGCUGAUCCAACAGCAGUCCUUGGAGCUCACGACGUUACGCGACGGCCUGGAACUGCAGAUGCAGCGCCACGCAGCCGCCUCCACGCGCCUGGCGGAGGCGGAGGAGAAGUUGGAGGAAGCGCAGCAAGAGAAUGCCGAGCUGCAGCGGCAGCACAAGACCGAAGAGCUCCGGGCCACCAUGCUCCGAGAAGCUUUCGAACAGGAGCAGAAUCGGGUUGGUGUCUCCCUUGGCCAGGCCGAAACCUACGUCAAUCAUUUGGUCGCGGCUACCGAAGGGACACGUAGGGUGGAAAUGACCGAACAAGCUGUGGCCAGGGAAUGCGUGCAGGCGUUGAAUGAGAUCCACGCUGCACAGAGCCGAGAAGAUCUCAGUGCAGAAGCGAAACUGAACCAAUUGGUCCGUGAACUCGAAUUGGCCAAGACAGACUAUGACUUGGCGACCAGGUCUGUUCCGGCCACCAGUCCCAAGGCCGACCCAGCGAAGCAAACGGAGCUCUCGGAGCUGCGUCGCGGCACGCUGGAGGCCAUGGCGCUCUUUCGCAGGCGCCUGGCGGAUGCGCAGGUCUACCGCAGGAGAUACCAGGAGAUCCAACAUCGAGCCGAGGCUGUCAACCGCGACCUGGCGCAGCAGGAAGGCCCUUCACGCAGUGGUCCUUGUGCCGGCGCCGGCACAGCCAGUGGCAUCAGCAGCACCGUUCCGGUUUUGACCCGGCUUAGACUGGAAGAAGCUGAAGAAGCGCAGCAGAAAGCAGAGGAAGCGCGACUGGAAAGUGAGCUGGUGGAAGCAGAGCGAGGAUCCUUGAAGCAGGACUUUUACAGCUAUCAGGUCUUGUUGGAUCACGGCAGCAGCCAGCUCCAGGAUCUCCAGGGCGAACUGCAGCAGCUGCGCUCGCGGCUCUCCGGCGCUCCACGCCGCGAUGCGCUGCGCGCUGCCGGGGCGCCGCCGACGCCGGCGGACAAUUUGAUGGCUGCCGGCUUGCAACGUCGCGUGGGUCUGUCCUUGGCUGCUGGUCGGGAGAGCAGAUGUCUCAUCCAAGAGGAGCAGCUGAAACGACAACUGGCUGAGCAACGAGUGGUAGACCGCCACGCGGGACGCAUGGAAGACCUGGGUGCGACAGCAGAAGAGACCUUGUCGAAUGGCGCCGUCAUAGGUCCCGGCUUCAGCGGCAUCAGCGCCGUCGACAGCGCCGUCGACCGCGACGUAGGCACCAUGGAUGCCUCGCAAGAGCUGCGGGCGCGACUGGCGGCACUGCGGGGGCAGUUGAAUCAAGGCACCAAGGGACGGGACGGGAGAGGAAUUGGUAUCCAAUCUUUGAAGAAUUCUAUAGAUGUUUAUAAUUUAUAA
This is a messenger RNA of Cladocopium goreaui, 1659 nucleotides long. Lineage: Eukaryota; Dinophyceae; Suessiales; Symbiodiniaceae. The record is from the annotation of a GenBank genome assembly.